GAGAGCAUAGUGAUGAAGGCACCACUCUCUGGGCCUGACCCCUGGCUGCCUCCUGUAAAAGGUGCAUGGAACCAACCUGUAGCAUCCUUCCAACACCUGAGAGCUAAUCCAUAUAUCAGGGUCUAGGACCCCUCCUCGAUGCUCCUUGCAGCCCCUCGCCUUCCCUGCAUCACUUCCCUUUCCUGUCCAUGCUGAAACCUUGCCACGGCCGCUCGCCCUCACGCUCCCCCCUUCGCUUCUCACUUUCCCUCCCAUUGGUUUCACGUUCCCUUCGCCACGUGGAAAAAGCUUUCAAGCUCAUCCAGCCCGGCAGCGGAGUUUAUCCUGGUUCCACCCACUGGGACUUUCCUAGCUUCCUCCUGCUCGGCGAGGGGAAAAAAAGGCAGAGGCAGGCGGCAGGCAUCCCGGGGAGCUCGGGGAGCCGCGGUGCUCCCUUCCCUGAGCUAGGUUUCUAUUGUAGGCGGUGCAUUCCUCGGGAGGGAGGGUGUGUGUGUGUCGGUGCCUUCCCACACUCCGGGCAGCUCUUAUUUAAUGGGGGUCUCCAUGCAGGGUAGAAGGCAGAGGAGGUUUAGCCGUUGCCAGGCUCACAGGCAGCUCGUAAACCAAUUGCCGGCAUGGAUCACAGGGCUGAUAUAACCCUGGAGGAGGCUUCGGUGACCGGCCAAACCUCAAGGAUGCACAUCAGGGAGGACCUGAAGAGGAUGCGCUGUGCCGUGCUGUUCUGCCUGCUGGCCGUGCUGCUGCUGGCGCUGCCCAUCGCGUACCUGCUGGCUGGGAACCUGCGAGCACCCACCUCCUGCCCCCAGGUCGUGGAGGAGAGGAGCUCUCACUUUCUGAAGCAGCGAGCAGUAGCUGCUGUUACAGACACGCUUCCCAGUGCCGAGAAGCCACGAGCACACCUGACAGUGAAGAAACAAGACCCUUCCAGCACCGUGGGACGACAUCUACCCAUCCUGCAGUGGGAAGACAAGCGAGGCUUGGCCUUUACCAAGAACAACCUGAGUUAUUCCAGCAACGCACUGGUGAUACCUGUGUCUGGGGAUUACUAUGUCUAUGCUCAGGUCACUUUCCGAGGGCCCAGUGAUACUUCAAGUAAAACCAGUUCUGUCACUGCAAUCAUCACUAAAGUCACUGACAGCUACCCCGAGCCCACCCAGCUGCUGACCAGCACCAAGACCCUCAGCGAAGAAAGGAACAACUGGUUCCAGCCCAUUUAUCUGGGAGCUGUGGUUUCCUUAGAGAUAGGAGACAAGCUAAUGGUCAACGUUAGUGACAUCAAGCUGGUGGAUUACACUAAGGAACACAAAACCUUCUUCGGUGCCUUUUUACUGUAGGUCUCUGGUAGCAGCUUUGUGGAGGGCCUGGUUUGGUGGUAGCACGUCAGGGUGCUGGUCUCUGUGCUGUCCUCUGUGCUUCACUCAUCUGCUGCCUUAAAUUAAGGGCUGGAGCUGCAGGGUGAAUGGAAGCAGCCCAAAAAAACUCCAGAAAAACGAAAGUCAGACUUCAAGGAUGAUGGGGAUUCUUGAAAGCUCUGUAUAUAGGGGAGGAACCUUUUUUUAUGGGUCAGGUAGGGAUAUUUAUCACAAAUAGGCCAGGCUGCAUCACUAAUUCCUUUUCCAAUAUACCAUUUAUUUCAGCUGAAAAGAAGUGUUUUAAAUUUUCUCCAGCACUUCCAGUGUAAUUUUGCAUGACCUUUCUUCAGAUUCUUAAGGGCAAUUACAAUUAAUAAUUUCCUUAAACAUGGUUCAGUACUUUGCACUAACAUAAAGCCCGGAUUAAUCAUUAACUGCUUAAUUAAUCACUUUCAGCUUCCCUGUAAAGUAGAUUAAAAUUAUACCACGUGUUUUGCAGAAUCCACCUGAUUUGCUUUUAUUUUCCAGGAUAUUGUUUACAGAUCCUCAAGUCAUUGUGUGGGCUUUCGCCUCCAUUUAAAGCUUAUAGGGAACAUGCAGAAACAUUUUCGUUUCAGCAUGACUGCAGGAUCCCCCCUGUCAGAUCCGAACAUUAGGAAAGGAGAAAAAACAAGCAAACAAAAAAGGGCAGGAAGCUUUCCACUGUGCUUCAUGCAAAGCAAAUGCAACUAAAGUCAUCAGUGCCCUCCUAAUCCUUUGCGACCACUGCUACAGUGAUCUGCUGGCACAAAGGUCUCCCCAUCCUUUGCCUGGGUUAAGGCUGGUGACCAGCACUCUGUGCAAAAGGUCAUAGGAUCCAAAGAGAAGCUCAAAUUGUGCCACGGCCAGCUACAGAGCUUGGGAAUGCUUAGCUUCCCAUCUCGUGCUUCUUUUUCUCAUAGACAUUACUAUCUCAGGGAAAUUCCCCAGCUUUCCUGCUCCUCCCAUAAUAAAUACAUCACCGUCAGUGACUCAAGUCAUGCUUUAGUAUGGUCAGGCUUUACACACUGCUUGGUGGUCUCUCACUUGAGUCCCUACCAGGCAGGGUCUGUCCAGUGGCCAGGCUGUACUCUCUGCAGCUCUUCCUCUUUUUUUCCCUUUCCCCAUUGGGCUUCUUCCUUCUUGGCCAGAAGUGUUAGCAGAAUGGCCCAGCUAAAAUUUCCACCCACAGACACAGGCCCCAGAAGCACGUUGUUAGCACCAGGGAGGCACCCAGCACCAUCUAUUACUCUCCAGGAAGGGCAGCUCACCAUCACCACCUCAGCAGGGCUUUUCCCACUGCUCGGAAUACCCAGCUUUUCUCUUUGCAGCGAUAUGGUAAAAUCACAAGUCCAGGAAAAGUUCGUUCCUUUAAGAAACCUGAAAACUUUCCCUUUUUUUUAGAUUUGCUAAAACAUUUUCUUGCCACUCCAUAUUGAAUCCUUAAAGCUUCCGAUCCCUUCAUUGUGUGCCCAGAAUUGGAUCUGUGUUCUUGCGGACCUCCAUAGGAAAGGCACGUGGGUGACCAGCACACCAAAAUUCAUUCUUUAUCUCACACAGAGGAGACUUAAAGUGACCUGUCCAGGACAGGGGAUUCUCAGCCACUAGUUAGAAAAGCUUCUGUGAAGUUAUAUGGGACAAAUUUGGUUUAUCCUUGGAGAAAGUUGAAAUGCAAAUUCAGGCUUUACUGAGACAUUUACAGAAAUCCAGAAAGGUCUUUAUUUCUGCAGAUGAGAUAAUGCAACGCUCUUAUGAGGCCAUAAUGCAAUCUUAAUAGGCUUGUAGAACAGAUUGCCAUAAAGACUACAUUUGUAGCUGUCAUCCGUUACUGCUUGUUGCACUGAAUUAUGUUUAAUAUGGGUUCUAGGGGAGAGGAGUCCUGCAUGCAGUAUUUGGCUCACAGUAAAAGAACCUUCUAGGGAUACGUAUAUGUACAUACACAGGUUUGUUUAUAUAUAUUUAUGCAUACCCCACCUACAGGUUUUAGGAAGUGCUUUGGCAAUGAUGAGCCUUUUCUAUAUAACAAGACACAUAAUUUGUGCCUGCUGUACACUGAUGACAAAUCCCACAAGCACAAGAUCUCUUGCUGCUCUAACAGAUACAGAUGUGACUGUUCUGUUCCAUUGGCCAUAGCACAGAGGUAUUUAUUUUAGUUCAUGCCUUGCAAGCUGUCCCACCCCAUCUCAUACACCAGCUUCUAGCGCUCUUAGCAUGCUGGCACAAUUUAUAGAGCAUAAAGUAACAUAUCUAGCACUACUUGUUUUAAAGCAGUGCAGGCAGAUUAAUCCAAGCACACCCACCCCAGUGGGAAUUUCUACUUCUCCCCCUUUUUUCCCCCCUCUUAGUGCUAAUAAUGCUUCUGUAACAGUGACCGGCAGGUACAGCAGGGAGCACGCAGGGCUGGCUGUGAGCCCACUGACUGCAGAAGCCAAUGGUACAGCACUGGGGUAAAGCUACUUAAGGGGAAUAGAGGUCAGGCUCAGAGGGAAAGGUCUCAGGCAGACUGAACCCAAGCUGCGGGUGAUCAGAUUUUCCCAAAGCUAAUUAAGGAUGGAAGCGUUCUCAGAAAAAAAAAAAAUAAAAAAAAAAUCACCCUUAUUGGGUGAGGAAAAAAAAAAGGUUCUUUAAUGUAAAUGGUUUGUGGUGAAAAUGUCCAUAGUUCAGCAUUUUCAGUUGGAUGAGGGUGACGAAAUGGGGCCUUGUCAACAAGUGACCUUUCAGCCUGCGGUCAGGCUGAAAAUACGUUUUGUUUUGGGUGGAUGUGAAACUGAGAGAGUUGGAAGAAGCUCCCCAGGCUGGAGGAAGAGCUUCAAGAAGGCAGUUUGUGUUCAUGAGCUAAAAAUAAUGGCACAAUUUCUGGAUUUUGCCCUUUCAUCUUUCAGAAAGAGACAUUUGAGCACCAUUCAGUACAAAAACAUUGACAGAAACUUUUGGUUUUUGUUUGCUUUCUUGUUGUGUAUUGUUGGUUUUGUUUUGUUUUUUUAAUGAAUAUUUAUUAACAAAAGAAUUUGUUCUUAGGAAUUCUUUUCUUCUCUAAUUUCUUUGAGCUCUGAAAACUAACACUAAAUAUAACCCACAUUUCUAAAGCAGUUCCCCUACCUACUGCUUCCUUUCCCUUUAAAAUCUGUACGGUAGUAAAUGAGCAUUCUUUUUCUUCAGUAAGUAAAUCUAAAUCAAACAGAUUACAGCUCCAAUCUUACCAACACGUAUGCGUGCCUUACUUAACCUUAAGCUUGUGAGUAAAAGGAGUGACAUUGUAAAAGGCAGCUCAGUUUCCCCUCUUGGCAUACAGGAGUAAAGCCAAUUAAAAGUUGAUUGAUAGGAUGUUUUAGCCAUGUUUACCCUGAAAAACACCAUUACAAGGGUAACCCCAUAAUAAGGAGCACUCACAUGGAUCACCUUUAUCCCAUGUAUGCUGGCAAGAUUGGGGUCUAGAGGUGGGAAGUUAUGUAUCUGAGUCAAACAUCACACAGAUAGCAUCAAGUAGGCUGGGAGAAGGUUUUGGACAUGCCAAUUUAGUGCAUGUUAGUUUGAGCCGUCCCUCAGAAGGAAGGGACGCAACCAGGCUACAUUAACCAAAGGGAAUGGGUUAAAGUGUUGUGAUUUUCAGUACACACACAAAUGCAUUUUGAGAGGACGUUGUUAUUCAACUCUGUACAAUCCAACUGACUGCAUUGUGUUUUGCUUUUAUUAAUCUCUUGAGUGGCCCAUCAUUUCAGAUGGGAAAUGAGGAGAAAAUUCAUUCUUUAGAAGAAUCAGACAGUGUCAAGAAUUUUUGCCCAAAUCUGGGUAUUAAACGCCAGUAUAGCAUUUUGCUACUGUAAUGUAUUUUCAUAUAAAUGACUGUAUAUUGUUUUGUGCUUCAGUACCAGUGUGAGUCUUCAACAGCAGAACUGACUUAGUGUUUUGUUUCCAAGUGUUCCGAUAAUAAAAAUACGAGUUAACUAAUUUAAAAGCUUCUGAUCCUGGUUUCCAUCCAAAAACAUUAAUGGAAUCACACACAAGAGCAAUCAAAUCAGCUCAUACAGACAGAGAAACCUCCCCUGCUGUGCAUCAAUCAUUGGUGCUUCCAGAUGCGCACAGUGAGUGAUCCCCCACCAGAGUGAACUCAGACACGGCCUUUUUUCUUUGCCACGGGGUAUGUAGGACUCCCAUUUCAAAACAAAGAAUGUGAAGGUUGAGUAAUGCCCCGCUGAGCACAUGAGGAUGAUGAGAACAUGAUUCCAGCCAACUUUGAAUAUCAUCACCUGAUCAAAAAGCCUUGUUUUCCCUACCUGUACAUGAGAGUGUCCAAUUGCUUUCCUCUAGGAGAACCCAGAAACCUCCUCCCAGCUGGCAUUCUAUUUCAUAUUUGCACUAUUGUUGGUAUAUCCCAGGACUGAACUCAAAGUACCAUUUCUAAAUCAUUUUAGAAGAGAUUUCUGGUUAAGGGCUACGUGCUGUGGUUUAAGUGAGGUUUUCACCUGGAAACUCUGAGGGAGGAAGCACGUUCAGGCACAUUUAACCUGGCUUUCAGCCACUCUCACAUACCUGAGAUGUUUUGUUAGGCUGUGGGUGGCAGCUGUGACAGAUCAGCCAAAAGUUAAUUAAACAGUAGGCAUCAGACUUUCUCCUGCAGAGCAUCCACACCAAAGAAGGUGGGGUUUUUUUGUUUGCUAUUCUUUUAAUUCAGUAGUUACCUCAAGUUAAAAGCUUUUCAUUACUAUUAAGAUAUUUGUCAACAGCAACUGCUGUCUCCAGCACUGCACUUAAGCAGCCCAAAUACUUCCUACCUGAGUAGAACAUAGAGCGGCUCUUUAUAUAGACGUGAAUCUCAAUGGAAGGAAGAACUUUACUUUCAAAUGAUGAAUUUGCUACACAAUUAAGUUCUUCCCUGACAGCAGGACAUAACCCAUGGCAGUUUAACUUCCUGAGAUGCCCAACCACAGCUGAAUCCAUUGCUUGCCAGCUUUAUUCAUGCACAAAGACCCCUUUUCCAGGCUGGGGAUAUAUUCCAUAUCAAAUUACUUCCAGCUUUUGGGGAGAUCACUGAGUUCACUCUGGCAGGGUUUGGAGACUUUGUCUCUUCAGCAUCUUGUAGGAUGGAGCACAAAGUGGAGGCAGUCUGCACUCCCAGGAACAGCAUGGGCUACACACUUUUCAGCUCAUCAACAGGCAGCUGAAAAAGGGCCAUGUUUUCUAGCACACUCAGAUGCUGUCAGACAGGUUCUCAGAAGAAAUUAGGGCCCCACUGUUGCCAAAGGCAGAUAAGAAUCUCUUCAAAAGUGUGAAAGCAGAAGCCAAGUUUGUCAAAGGCAGCAGUUCCAAGUUUGCUUUGCCUUAGAAGUAGCAGGAGCACCAGCUUAUAUACAACAUUAUCAAGUGCCCUAACUCCAGAUUUUUUUCAGCAUUAUGAACCAAACUGGCUACCAGACUCCCUCAUUGUUGCACAAAUCAGUCUUCCAUUGACUGUAGAUAUUUAUAUAAAAAGGUCAAAAAGGCACUGGAAAUAGUGUUCAUGUAUUUAUUGGCAUUGUACGUAUAUAUGUCAAUUUAAUGGAAGAGACUGUAAAAAUCAAGGUACUUUCUCCUUCAGCUUUGAUGGCUUUGAUAUCUUCUAGUGAUGAAGUUUAUCAAUAGUUUAUUUUUAAAUUCACUUCAUACCUUAAAGCAAAAAUAAAGAAAUGAAUGAAUAAAGGAAAGCACUUUA
Coturnix japonica (Japanese quail) is the source of this 7059-nucleotide messenger RNA. It is a transcript of the gene TNFSF15, whose product is annotated as TNF superfamily member 15. Lineage: Eukaryota; Metazoa; Chordata; Aves; Galliformes; Phasianidae. Gene Ontology annotation, cellular component: membrane. The record is from RefSeq and is a predicted model, not a curated record. Gene Ontology annotation, biological process: immune response. Gene Ontology annotation, molecular function: tumor necrosis factor receptor binding.